Molecule: messenger RNA, 2312 nt
Organism: Gasterosteus aculeatus aculeatus (three-spined stickleback)
Lineage: Eukaryota; Metazoa; Chordata; Actinopteri; Perciformes; Gasterosteidae
Gene: ccdc3a
Product: coiled-coil domain containing 3a
Biological process (GO): negative regulation of gene expression
Cellular component (GO): extracellular region
Source: RefSeq, a predicted model, not a curated record
UUUCCAAGGCAAUUUAAAAUUACGGAGAGUUGUAAGAGUCCUUGAACGCAGCACCCGCGUGCUCUGAUGAAGUCUGUGACCCCUGCUGUGGGAGAUGAAGUGGAAGCCCUGGGGAACACAGCAGCAGCUUGUAGUGCUUUACGUUUCUUUAAAGUGGGUUAGAGGGUUGAGUUCUCGAGUCUGGGGGUGGAAAGAGUCUGUACACCUUUAGUUAAAUGGAAAAAAGCACUGUGGUCGAACCUCGUGCAAAACGUUACAUGCUUCAAGAGUUUUAGGUGAAGUAGAGCACCAUCAAGCCUCCAGGUCACAAACCAGAUGUGGAACUUUGAGAAACUUGCAUGUUAGAGGACACUGACUUUGAAUGAAUUAGUAAAAUCACAGGUUUCUGCUGUGAGGCGUUUUACCAGCAACCUACGAUUCCUUUCGGGCUCUUCGGGAUGUCUUCCACGACUCUUCUCCUCGCAGCGCUUGGCGUUUUAGCGCAUCUGGACACUUUUACGCACGGGUGCCAGCUCCCUUCCGAGUGGCGGCCGCUGAGCGACGUCUGUCGGGCGGAGCUGGCCGAGAUCAUCGUGUACGCCCGGGUCCUGGCGAUCCACCGAGAGCCCCUGGGCACCGGCGUGGACAGCCUUUACAACUCGCUGCCGUUCGGGUUCGGGUACGGGUACGAGGGCGCGGAUGAAGGGCUGCUGUACACAGCGGAGGUGGAGUUGCUGUGCGAUCAGGCCUGGGGCAGCAUGCUGGAGGUGCCUUCUGGAUCAAGGCUCAACCUGACCGGACUGGGGUACCUCUCCUGCCAGACCCACACCGUGAUGGAGAACUACUCCUACUUCUUCUUCCUUAGGAUGGAUGAGAACUACAACAUCCUGCCCCACGGCGUCAACUUCCAGGACGCCAUCUUCGCCGACACGUCCGACAACAGGCGCACCUUCUCCAGCCUCUUCCAGUUCUCCAACUGCACCCAAGGGAGCCAUCCUUUCCACAUCUUCAGCCCGGAGUGGGACACACAGGAGGACAACAGGCUGAUGUGCUCCUCGGUGCAGGCCGCGCUCUUCGAGGAGGAGGAGCGGGGCCGCAGGAUGCAGGAGCGACUGGUCGCGGCGGAGAGGAGGAACCGGCAGCUGAAGGAGCGCAUUCGCAAGGUCAAGCGCUCCCUGGGGAACGCGCGCAAGGCCGCGCAGGAGGCGCGCGAGCUGCAGGCGAGGCUGGAGGCUGCCGAGCGGAGGGCGGGACAUCACCGCAACGCCAUAACGCAGGAGGAGCCGCCGCCCGGCCGUUACGCGAGCACCACGAUGCGCAAGAGGACGCGACUUUGACUUAAACCGCCACCCGGCUCCCUCAACCAUUACUACUUUCUCUUUAGUAUCCCUCCUGUCUGUUUUGUCAGACGGCCACGCCCUUUCCUGCCACGCCCCUUCCUGUCACGCCCCUUCCUGGUCAUCUGACACAAUGGAACAUGUCUGGUCUCAGUACUGAGGCUCUGCGGCCUUCAGUUGCCGCUUGUCUCCGGCACAAGUUGCCUCCGUGUGGUCCAACACGGCUGUGAACGAUGGUGGAAGACAGAGAUAAUAAUGGUCCAAGUUUUUAAACUACAUUAUGACAAAAAAAAGUCAUGUACAGGUAUAUUUAUGCUGAUUAAGCGCUUCAACAAGUUUGAAAUUUGAACCAAAAUCAUCUCAACAGAAAAUGUUUCACAUUGGCGUCGAGACAUUUGAAAGACAUCGAGAUGGGAGGUGGGAGGACAAAGCUGGAGACUAAUGUUAAUGCGAUUGGAUUAAAUCGAACCAUUGAAGCCUCAGACCAAGGCACAAACAAAAUGGGCUAAAACACGCUAAAACAAGAUGUUGAGUUGAGUGGAAAUGCAAAUUUGUGAUAACUGUCCCUUUAUGAAACACCUUCUGUAAUCAACACCCUAAUUUGACCCAUUGUUAAUUGAAAUAAAAGAAAUAUUGAUUACGGCAGCUUUACGUAUUUAAAUAUACUUGUACUUGGAAAGUAUUUUAGGUUAGUGAGCUUUUUGCUUUCAGAAACCAUCCAAUUCAAGUUAAAUAAGAAAAAUAAAAAAUGCCUUCCACGUAAUCAUGCCAUGGUGAAGCAGUGAUAAGAAACAUUACAUUUCAUUUUAGAACCUUGUAAUUUAUCAACCUUUUCUUUAACCAACGUGAGUAGUGCAUUUAAGAAUGAGAAUCCCGGGAUGUUGCAUGAGAUGGUUCAUUCAUCAUUUAGUCAAUAUCAGUGUUUGAAAGUUGUAAGCAUUAGCUGGUCUGUUGAUAUGGUUUUUUCUGCAUAAAAAAAUCUUACUUGGAUAAACA